Saccostrea cuccullata (small rock oyster) is the source of this 12231-nucleotide messenger RNA. RefSeq names its product protocadherin Fat 4-like. The record is from RefSeq and is a predicted model, not a curated record. Gene Ontology annotation, biological process: homophilic cell-cell adhesion. Gene Ontology annotation, molecular function: calcium ion binding; cadherin binding. Gene Ontology annotation, cellular component: plasma membrane; catenin complex. Lineage: Eukaryota; Metazoa; Mollusca; Bivalvia; Ostreida; Ostreidae. The transcript is spliced from 75 exons.
UAGGAAAGGAGCAAUACCUCCUAAAUUUUCAGAUGUUGGAUCAUGAUGAAUUAUCUGUGCUGUUUACAGCCUUCCUGCUAAAUGUACACAUACUAACUGUAAAUUCACAAGAACCUUGCAGUUCACCUGAUCCCAACAUUGCUGGAAGGGUGUACGAGUCCACCUUUUCUUCUUUUGACCCAAACUCACCACUCUAUAGAACAGACACAACCAUAGAAGGAAUAAAUCAGGGAACUGAUCAGAUCUCAGGAGUCAACAUAACCUUUGUUCAAUCAGUCACUUCUACUGGUCUAGAUUUAAAUGACCUUUUUGAACUGAUUACUUUACAAGUAUCAGGCUCAACAUUUGGAUCUAGGACUUUUAUUCGAUUAAAGUCAGCAAUUGACAGAGAUGGAAGUUCCUAUAUAGCUAGUGAUGACCUUAACACUGUAGAAUUUCAAUUAUCCUGUCGUUCUUUGAAAGACCCAACGCAGACAAAGUUUUUCCUGAUGCAGUUGGAGAUUCAAGAUAUAAAUGAUAAUGCACCUACAUUUUGGAAUACUCCUUAUUCUGCUUCAGUCGAUGAGUCAUCACCAGUAGGGACAACGGUGUAUUCUGGGAUAACAGCUACAGAUCUGGAUGCAGGAAGCAACAAAGAAAUAGAAUAUGCUAUAGUUCCAGGAGAUGGAAGUAUUAAUGAUGGCUCAACCAGAUUUGCACUACUUAUCACUUCAAGAGGAGAAAUAGUUGUCAGCAAUUCUUUAGACUUUGAAUCUGUUCGGUCAUAUACCCUCUCCAUAUCUGCAACAGACAAAGCCAGCAAUGCUGCAGAAAGGAAACAGACUAUCACCACCAUCACAAUAACUAUAAGUGAUGUGGAUGAUUUAGGACCCAAAUUUGUGUAUUCCUCCUGUUUUAAUGUCUACAAUGUUUGUUUUAACCCAACUUACACAACAAGUGUCACAUCUGGGUCAACAGCUAGUGCGCUUGUUUUUAACCCAGUACCUGUGGAUUCUGGAAAUCCUAAUGCAACAGUUGACAUCAGUGCAGAGGACAGGGACACUCUUAAUGCUCCAAUCACCUUAACCAUACGACAAACCCUGCCAUCUGGAUAUGAGAACAGAUUCCAAGUGACCACACAACAAGUUUCUGGCUCAGCAAGUCAGUAUCGAGCCCUUGUAAGCCAGACAGCAUCCAUUGAUAGAUCCCAAGUUUCUGAGCUGGAACUUUUCAUUGAGGCUCAAGAAAAUGUAGCAAACAGAUACUCCAACAGAGCUACAAUAAAAUUGUCAGUUGCUGCAGCCAAUAACAAUAACCCAGUGCUUAGUGUACCUUUCCAAGGAUACAUUUACGAAAAUUCACCAGUAGGAACCAUACCAAGGAAUAUUGAUGGAUCUAGCCUAUUAAAAAUCACUGUUACUGAUCCUGACUUGAUUGUAGGUGAGACUGGACAAUACACCUUCACUGUCAACACAGGACAGUUUAGAGUGAACAGUGAAGGAUAUGUAGAAGCAGCUGCCAUACUAAACUAUGAAUCCACUCCAACUGUCACUUUCACUGUGACAGCAACUGAAGUUGGAACCCAGAACCCAAGAAGUGGAACUGUACAGGUCACUGUUAAUGUGCGAGACCUGAAUGACAACACUCCAGUAUUUGGUGCUCCGAGAUAUGUAGACACUAUAACAGAGGGGGACUAUACUACAAACAAUCAAGUUUUGCUGGAUGUCUCAGCCAGUGAUGCAGAUAGCAGAGCAAAUGGUUACAUUGUUUACACCAUACAAAGUGUCUCAAACAAUGGGGCUUCCAAGUUUUCAAUCCAGCCAAAUUCAGUUACGGGAGCGGCAACAAUAAGUUGUAGAGGAAGUGUAGCAGAGGGGGAAAUUUACGUCAUCAUGGUCGCUGCAACAGACCAAGGUCAACCUGUCUCUGAAAGAAGGACUGCCACAGUACCAGUGGAAGUGACUGUGACCCCAUUAGGAACACGCCCACCUGUCAUUGAGGCCCCGGCUUUUACAAUUUAUGUCAGUGAAGCUGUUCCAAUUGCUUCAUCUGUGUUCACUGUUCCGGCUAGGGACCCAGAAGGACUACCAUUGAGUUUCUCCAUCAUCUCAGGAAAUGUCAACAAUGACUUCGGCAUUAAUUCGACAACAUGUGAAGUGAGAACGCAAAGAGCUUUAGACAGAGAAGCUACACCUCAGUACACUCUUAAUAUUAGAGUCCAGGAUCAGAGUGGACUAUCUGCACAGACAAUUUUGACAAUUAUAAUCCAAGAUGUCAAUGAUAACAAUCCUCUUUUUACACCUGCUACUUACACCUUCUCUGUACCUGAGGGAAGAUCAAAUGAAGAUGUAGGAACAGUUACAGCAACAGAUGCUGACAAAGGUGCAAAUGCAAAUAUUAAUUACCAGAUAUCACCUUAUUCAUCUACUGGUUCUUCUGAUUUAUUUACCAUUUUACGAUCUGGGCUAAUAAGAACAACCACUCCUUUAGACUACGAAACAAGAAAUUCUCAUGUGAUUCUGCUUCUGGGCAUUGAUGGAGGAGCAAGUAGUAGAACAGGAACAGCUACUGUUACUAUCAACGUUCAUGAUGUACAAGACACCAUUCCUUUGUUUACAGAGGAUAACUUUGUUCGAUCUAUUCCUGAACGACAGUCAGUUGGUACAUCUGUUGUGCAAGUCACGGCCUUGGACCAGGAUGUAGUGGAUCAGAUCACUUACAAAUUCAGUGCAGGAGAAUUCAGUGUCUUUAGUAUCAACCAGAAUAGUGGCCUGAUUACAAACAACCAACUUCUCCAGUAUGAGACUAAAAAUAGCUAUGUGUUCCAAGUGACCACAGUUGAAGGAGAAGGUUCCAAAGCUUUGUCUGCAACAGCAACAGUCUCAAUAUAUCUAGAGGAUAUAAACAAUUAUCCUCCAGUGAUUCAGGCUGUACCUUCCAAUCUACGGUUCCUAGAAAACGUCCCAGUGGGGACCGUUCUCCUCUCCAGUAUUACAGCAACAGAUGCUGAUGCACCAAACACGGCCAACAGUCGACUGGUUUUCCGAAUUACCUCUGUGAACUCCAGUCCAACACAAAAUCAGAACAUCCUGGAAUGGUUCUAUAUCAAUCCAGCAACUGGUCAGAUCACACUGGCUAGAUCAUUUCAACAAGACCCUGGUGUUACAAGAUAUGAUAUUGUAGUGACUGUACAAGACAGUGGAGUACCCCCAUUGUCUGCUUCUACCACAGUCACCAUCACUGUGGUCAGAAACACAGCUCCAUUUUUCCCGGCUCCUAAAUCCAAGACGGUCAACAUUCUCAACAGCCACCAGGUUAAUUCUGAAGUCACCACCUACACAGCCACAGACAAUGAUAACGAGCCUCAGUUUAACCAGGUGACAUACUCCAUGAUAACAGAUGCCACUACUGGUUCCUUGUUCAGACUGGACUCUAACAGUGGACGGAUUACAUUGAUCAGCUCUCUUACAGCUGAUGAUGCUUCUCAGUAUUCCCUGAUCAUUGUAGCAAGAGACAAUGGAGGUUUGUCUGAUACAGGGACGGUUAUUGUCAGUGUGAACCGCAAUAAUGUUGACCCUCAGUGGCUUCCACUUGGUGGCCCCUACAGUGCCUCAAUCAGUGUUACUGAAAAUAGACCUGUCCUGGAAACGGUCUACACUCUGUCAGCUCAAGAUUUGGAUAUUCAGGAACCAGGUAAUACUAAAGUCUACAGCAUUUUAUCAACUGCCAGUGCUGCCCAGCAUUUCCAAAUUAACAGUCAAGGAGAAGUUCAAAUUAUUCGUUCUCUGGCCAUUGAUCGGUCUGUCAAUCAGUAUGUGCUGACCAUCCAACUAAGAGAUGGUGGAAAUAGAGUAGCAGCAAAUCAGUUCACUCUGACCGUUAACAUCAUCAGAAACUCUAAUCCUCCGGUGUUCUUUGACACUUCAUAUUACAAAGAAAUUGAAGAGACAUUAAGUGUAGGCUCCAGUAUUCUACAAGUACGGGCCAGUGAUCAGGAUCCUGAAUUACAGUUCAGAACAAUAACCUUUACACUGCUAGCCAACACUGCUGGAAAUAACCUGUUUUCAAUGGAACCAGCGACUGGUAUCGUUAGAGUGAAGAGUGCACUGACUGGAGACCCAACUGUUACCUUAAAUAUGGUAGCAGUUGCUACAGAUGGUGGUAGUCCCUCUCAGUCUGCUAAUGCAAUGGUUACCAUCAAGGUGAAUAGGAACCGGAACACUCCAGUGUGGAAUACACUGAACUAUCAGACAACCAUCUUGGAAACACAGGCAGUUGAUGUACCGUUAACUCUUAGUCCAGGUGCCCUUACAGCCACAGACAGUGAUGCCCAGCCACCCAAUAACCAAGUCAACUAUCGCUUGAAAGCUGUUGUGGCCAGCGCAGGGUUGACAACAUAUCCAAGUGAACAGGGCAACUUUGCUGUCAGUAGCAAUGGACAGGUGACAGUCAGAAGUCCAUUAAAUGGACUUUCUGCCACAACCUAUCAGUUGCUAGUAGAAGCCUAUGAUUUGGGAGAUCCAUCCAGGACUAGCUCAAGCAAUGCCACAGUCACUGUUAAUGUGCAGCGUAACAGAGCACCGUCCUUCCCCUCGUCAUCUUAUGCCUUUACCAUGAGGGAGGAUGCUACAGUCACUCCUGCUACCACAAUUGGACAGGUUUCUGCAACUGAUCCAGAUACCGGAAUCCCUCAAUUCAAUACACUGUCAUAUGUCAUCGAAUCUCUGGGAGUAGGGUCACCCUCUGUAUAUUUCAACAUAGACUCCAAUGGCCGCAUCACAUUACGAAAUCUUGUAGGAGGAAUAUCCCAGUCAGAAAUUAGGUUUUUGGUACGAGUUUCAGACAAUGGAGUUCCAUCCCUGUCUGAUGAGGCAGUAGUCACCAUUACAAUAAACAGGAAUCUGUGGGCUCCAGCUUUUAGUCCUCUAAACUAUGCCAUCACCAUUCAAGAAAAUCUGCCAGCAGGAGCCGAAACAGGUGUCACAGUGUCAGCAACUGACCGAGAUAUUAAUCCACCAAACAAUCAGAUUGAGUUUUCUGCGAUUGGGGACCAGACUGCUGUGCAGUACUUUGAUGUUGAAGCAACCUCAGGGAAAGUUCUGGUGAAACAGCCAUUAUACACUGCAACAGCAUCUCAAUAUCAGCUGAAGGUUAGGGUAUCAGAUAAGGCAGAAAAUCCAUUAAUUGCCCAACAAACUGCCACAGUAACUAUCACCGUGGAACGAAACCGUUUCGCACCAGUCUUCCAGAAUCUGCCCAGUACCCAGUCCCUUCCUCGGACCUCAGGAGCAGGCUUUAACGUUUUCACUGCUUUUGCCAAUGACAGUGAUACCAGAUCUCCAUUCAAUGUUGUCUCAUAUUAUUUGGUGUCUGGAACCAAUGAAUUUUCCCUCAACCCUACAACUGGUGUUGUAACCUUGCAGACAAAUUCACUUUCACAGGCUGAGUAUGUGUUGACAGUUGAGGCCAGGGAUGGAGCAAAUAUUCCCAGGAGGACCUACUCCUUACUGACGCUGAAAGUGGACAGUAACUUGGCCAAACCAGUCUGGGUGAGACCUGGUGCCGGUGAUUCAUAUGCAGCUCAGGUGACAGUUCCGGAGACCCAGGACUACGUCACUUCAGUGUACGACUUCCAAGCCAACGAUGCAGACAAUGUGAGCCCUUACAAUACUGUAAGAUAUGUGGUGGAAGGUGAAGGAAAUGCUCCAAGCUUCUUCACUGUGGCUGAUAAUGGACAAACUUUCCUAAAAACUUCUUUACUGCAAAGAACUGAGACACAAUUUGUGCUGCUGGUAAGAGCAGAAGAUGGUGGAAAUCCACCACGGCAAGCAGACAACAAAGUCAGACUGACCAUCAACAUCAUAAGGAACAACAACGCUCCUCAGUGGCAAAACCCCAUGACGUCAACUCUGAUCUCUCAACAAGCCGCUGUAGGACAGGCUGUUGGGACCUCUAUGCUGGCAACAGAUUCUGACGUCACCUUCAAUGUUGUAAGAUACGAGAUCAUUGGAGAUGGUAAUGCUGCCGCUUUCUUCACCAUUCCUAAUCCAAGCGUUGGGCAAAUCACAGUAGCAAAUUCCUUGGCCUCAUCAUCAGACCUGAUAUACUAUAUCCGAGUGAGAGCCUAUGACAAUGGAAUUCCAGCAAAAGACAAUGUCACUGUUGUGACUGUGACAGUGGAAAGGAACAACUUUGCCCCAGAGAUCACCACCGCUAAUGUUGCUGAAAGAAUCCCUGAGACACAAGAUCUUGGAGUUACUGUUGCUACAGUGAGGGCUCAGGAUAGGGACACACAGUCUCCACACAACCAGAUCAGAUUCAGAUUGUUUGCUACACAACCAGCUUCUGAUUAUUUCGACCUGGACAUUUUAACUGGAAACAUUUAUGUGAAAAGGGAACUUACAUUAGAUACAGCCACUAGAUAUCAGAUGAGUGUACAAGCUUAUGAUAUGGGGAGUCCCUCCAAAGCUUCGUAUACUAAUGCCACAGUGACAAUAGAUGUGUACAGGAAUUUAUAUGCUCCAUUCUUUACUGGUGGACCAUUUUUUGCAAGCAUUCUUGAGACCGUUGUCGUUGGAACAUUCGUACUUCAAGUCACCUUUGGAGAUUCCGAUAAUAGUUUGCGAUUAUUGGCUGAGGACGGAGGCUCACCAAGGAAAACGGCUAUAGCGACAGUAUUCAUUACUGUAAACAGAAACCUUGCUGCACCCCAGUUUAACCCUGCUUCUUACACCCAGACAAUUGUAGAGAAUUUUCCAGUUGGCAGUGAAAUUGUUACAGUAACAGCCACCGACAGUGACCGUCAUUUACAAAUCAUUGCAACUGACGAAGGAAUUCCGCCGUUGCUUGGACAGGGAACAGUGAUAGUAAACAUUAUAGAUUCACCAUAUACAAACGAAAGCUGUGAAACAAAUUUACACCCUCCAAUAUUUACAGCACCUUUAUAUUUUGUUAAUGUACUAGAGGGAGACUACUCAUUCAACAACCAAUUGCUCUUACAAAAAUACCCAACGCAAACAAAGUUUUUCGUAAUGCAGUUGGAGAUUCGAGAUAUAAAUGAUAAUGCACCUAUUUUUACAAAUGCCUCUUAUUCUGCUUCAAUCCUAGAGUCAGCACCAAUGGGAACAAUAGUGUAUUCUGGGGUAAUAGCUACAGAUCUGGAUGCAGGAAUCAACAAAGAAAUCGAGUAUACCAUAGCUCAAGGAAAUGAAAGCUUACCAAUGCAGUACUUUGAUAUUGAAAAGAAAUCCGGGAAAGUUUUUUUGAAACAAGGAUUAUGCGCGACAACAAGUUCUCAAUUCCAGUUUAGUGUGAUUGCGAAAGAUAACGGUUCCCCUCCAUUAACUGGAGAAAGUAUGGUGACUAUUCAAAUAAUCAGGAAUUCCCAACCUCCAGUGUUCCUAAACACACCCUAUAGAUCCGCCAUAACCAGAGCUGUCCAGGACAACUCGGCCUUACCCGGAGUCAGUGUAGCAACCACGGACGCUGAUACAGUGAGCCCCUUCAAUGUUGUCUCAGUGUCGGUGAUCGGAGACGAUUCCGCAGUUACUCUAUUCAGACUGGAUGGAUCCAACAUUCGGGUUCAGAAUGCAGCUAAUUUGGCAGCAGACACUGCUAAUACUUACAAGUUGCGAUUAUUGGCUGAGGACGGAGGCUCACCAAAGAAAACUGCGACAGCGACUGUAGACAUUACUGUAAAUAGAAACCUUGCUGCUCCUCAAUUUAACCCUGCUUCAUACACCCAGACUAUCAUAGAGAAUUUCCCAGUUGGCAGUGAAAUUGUUACAGUAACAGCCACCGACAGUGACCCACAGGCACCAAACAACCAGUUCAAGUUCAGUAUUGUACCAGGAACAAAUGCAGAUACUUAUUUCUAUAUAAACCCAGACUCCGGUCGAAUUUCUCUCAAGCAGUCAAUUAAGGGAACAGGACUCCAACAAUUCAUAUUCCGAGUGGCGGCUACAGAUGAGGGCACACCAUCACAGAGUGGACAAGCUACGGUGACUGUGGACGUAACAAUUGAUGACACUCUAAGGUUCACACAGUUACAACCAUACACUGCCAGCAUUGAUGAGAAUGACCCUGUGGAUCGGAGUUUCAUCACUGUUACUGCCACUCCUCAGCCUAACAUCAAAUAUUCCAUAGUUGGCUAUAGUGAUAGUCCAGAUUACUUCAAAAUUGAUGAGAACACUGGUGCCAUUUCUGUGAAAACUGACCUCCGCACUGAUUUGUCCAAGAGAACAACAUAUUUGAUUCUAGUGAGAGCCGAGAAGCAGUUCCCCAAUGGACUGCAGUCAGCAGAAAACACAGUGAAUGUGACAGUGGCCAGAAACAUCAAUCCUCCUGUAUUCAAUUCCACUGUGUAUAGAGCAAGUAUUGAUGAGAAGUACAACUUGGGGCGGUCUGUGGUACAAGUGUUUGCUACUGACGCUGAUACUCAGGAUGUCCUAUUGUACUCCAUUAUUGAGCAAACUGGGGAGACAGAACCAUUUUACAUGGCUGCCAGCACAGGAGUUAUUACCCUUAGGCAGCUUUUAGCUGGCACAUCCAAAACCACAUACACAUUCACUGUGCGAGUUCGUGAUCAGUCCAAACCUGAGAAAUCUGCACUGGCCCAAGUGGAGAUCACAGUAAGAAGAAACACAAGCCCUCCAGCAUUUCUAAGACAGCAGUAUGGAACAGGCAUUGACUAUAACCAGGCUCUGGGACCAGUGAUAUCUACCUCAGCAGUUGAUCCCGAUCUGUCUGGAACACUUAUAUAUGAAGUUAUCGGAUACAUGUCAGCUCCGGGAUAUUUCAGUGUGAACGCCAACGGACAAGUUAGUCUAAUAGCCAGUUUAGCCAGUGAUACAGCAACAACAUACACUCUUGGGCUGACAGCUUAUGAUAGUGACUAUCCCAAUGACAAGGCUUAUGCUAAUGUUACCAUCUCUGUUAACCGUAACCCUAACGCUCCAAGCUUCACCAGUCCCUCCUACAGUAGAACCAUCAACGAAAGUUACCCACUGGCCGUCAGUCUUGUGCAGAUCAGUGGACAGGAUGCAGAUCAGCAUGCCAUUGAGUACAUACUGGAAUCCAGCAAUCCUGUGGAAGGCACCAAUUUCUUCUACUUGAACCCAGCCACUGGACUAUUGACUGUGUCCAGACCACUCACUGAGACUAGUACACAAAUCUUCACCCUUCAAGUUCGUCUGAGAGACAAUGGAAUUCCACCAAAAUCUUCAGCAGUGUCUGCUCCUGUUACAAUCACAAUUACAAGGAAUGACAAUGCUCCUAUUUUUGCUGGGCCUUUUACAACUACUAUUCCAGAAACAAGACCUAUUAGUACUGGAGUUCUAACAGUUACGGCCACAGAUGGAGAUUCAAAUUUAUCACCAUAUGGACAACUAAGAUAUAAACUAAUAGGAGAUGGAGAUUUCCAGCAGUUCUUCAACAUUGAUGCAACAUACUGUGAAACAUCACAGGUCAAGGAAAACAGCAUUAUGAAAUUUUUUUUAUGACAGGGUCGCAUUGUGGCUGAGGACGGAGGCUCUCCUCCACGAUCGGCCACCGCCAUAGCAACCAUCAACAUCCAAAGAAAUCUUAAUCCCCCAGUGUUCACCCAGACCGAUUAUAGCAUCUCUAUCUACGAGACUCAGCAAGUGGGACAAAAUGUCAUUACUGUCACUGCCACUGAUGCUGAUCAAAUUAGACCUAAUAAUGAAAUCAACUAUGAGAUGACAGAUACCACACCCAACCUGAAUGGGGCUGGCUUGAACUUCUUCAGUAUUAGAUCUGAAAACAACAGGGGCCUUAUAUCCAUUGUUCUACCCUUGUAUACUGACAAUCAAGAUACACCAGUGUACACAUUUUCCGUGAGGGCUCGUGACAAUGGAAGUCCUACUCAGUUUUCUGUGGAUCAAGCUACAGUAAGGAUCACCGUGUACAGAAACUUAUUCCCACCCAUCUUCCAAGGGACACCGUACACAGCUACUCUUAACUUCAACAGUGUCAGUGGUAUCACUGUCAAACAAGUCAAGGCCAAAGAUGCUGAUGCACAGAGUCCCCACAACGUUGUGACCUACUCUAUCAUUGGUGAUGCUACAGCACAAACUUUGUUCAGCAUUAACGCUGCCAGUGGUUUGAUCACAACUCGUCAGAGUCUGCUCAAUAACAAUGUGGAAUCCUCUUCAAUUCUGAUUGAGGCUAGAGAUGGGGGCACUCCCAGUCUAUCUGCCACAUCUACAGUAAGCGUCACCAUUUCCAGAAAUCUGAACCCCCCAGAGUGGGUCAACACAUCUUACACAGUAAACAUUACAGAAAUCCAAGAUCUGGGAGUCACUAUCACCAACAUGAAUACAAGGGAUGCUGAUACUGCGUUGCCAUACAACACAAGGAUUACAACUUUGACGGGAGAUGCCGACAUGCUGCAAUUUUUCAGACUGACAGAGGAUGGUAGAUUGUCAGUUCAAAGACCUUUGACACUUUCAACAAGGAGAUCAUUCACAGGAACUGUAUCUCUACAAGAUGGAGGAUAUCCUCCCCUGACACCCACUGGAGUUAAAACAGCCACCAUCACAGUGUAUGUGUCCAGAAAUGACCACACCCCUUAUUUUAUCAACGACCCAUACUCCAAGGACUUGGAGGGUAAUAUUCAGACUGGGGCCAGUGUUCUACAGGUCACUGCCAGGGACAAUGAUCAGGGUCCGUUUGGUAUUGUUCGAUACAGAGUAACUGGAGACGAUCUGGCACCUACCUAUUUCCAGGUUGACCCCACGUCUGGUUUGAUUACUGUUAGGAACGUCUUAAGUGGUGUUAAUCAAGAUCAGUUUAAGGUAAGAAUAGAAGCCUAUGACCAGGGAAGCCCCAGCAAGACCAAUGUUACAGUCGUAACCCUGACAGUAAAAAGCAACUAUCAACGUCCAAUCUUCAACCGUCUUUCGUAUGUGGCACGAAUCCCAGAAACACAGAGUCUAGGUCAACAGAUUAUUGCAGUGACUGCAAAUGACACUGACGCAUUGACACCAAAUAAUGUUGUGAGAUAUUCCCUGACUGCUGGACCAGAGGAUAUUGAGUGUUUCCUUAUUGAUGCUGUGACGGGAAGUCUGUCUUUGAGACGGUCCCUCCUGUAUGACCCAUGUAGAAGUGAUAUAUAUCAGAUUACCGUUACUGCCACAGAUCAAGGUUUGAAUCCUCUCUCUAAUUCAAUUACCAUCACGGUGGAUGUGGAUCGCAAUGCCAAUCCCCCUAUCUUCCAAAACAUUCCCACGAUCAUUUCCAUCAAUGAGAAUCAACUCGCUGGACAGAGCCUUUUCACAGUCACUGCCACAGAUGCAGAUACAGUGAGUCCCUUCAAUGACAUCAGAUACUCCCUGGUGGGCGAUGGCACAGCGACUGUGUACUUCCAAGUAGAUCAAUCAACAGGCCUUGUUACUCUGAGACAGACCGUUCAGGCUGACAAAGCUUCUACAUACAGGCUAUGGUUACUGGCAGAAGACGGGGGAUCUCCUAAGAAAUUUGCUUUUGAAUCAUUGGAUAUUACUGUGAAUAGAAACCUUGCUGCACCGAAGUUUAAUCCUGCUACAUUCGGCAAGACUAUUUUAGAGAAUUUCCCAGUUGGCAGUGAAAUUAUAACAGUAACAGCCACCGACAGUGACUCACGGGCACCAAACAACCAAUUCAAGUUUAGUCUGAAAGGAGAUGCACCUGUAGAUGAUUACUUCUUUAUAAAUCCAGACUCUGGUCAAAUUUCUCUAAAACGGACAGUCAGGGGAAGUGGAUUUGAUCAAUUUAUUAUACAAAUCAUAGCAACGGAUCAAGGAACUCCGCCAUUGCAAGGACAAGCCACAUUAACAGUACAAAUUCAAUUUUCACCUUAUUCAAACGACAGCUGUGAAUUUAAUAUCUAUCCCCCAAUAUUCACAGCACCGUUAUAUUUUGUGAAUAUAUUGGAAGGAAACUACACGAAAAACAACCAAUUUCUUGUACAGAUUUUAGCCUCAGAUGAAGACAGGGGGAGGAAUGGUGAAAUAGUAUUUGACAUCCAAAGUGUUUCAAACAACGGAGCCGAAAAGUUUAACUUAGUUCUAACCGAACAAGAUGAGAAAAUUGCAGUUGUGUGCAUCAGUAGUAUAUCUAGAGGUGAAACCUAUGUUAUAAUGCUCCGUGCAACAGACAGAGCAUUCCCAAUUUAUAGAAGAAGAAGUUCUUCCGUUCCAAUAGAAGUUAAAGUCGGUCCGUUUUUAGUACAUUAAUGUGGAUAAAAGCGGGUUC